AUGAGGCUGACCUCAGGAGCAGAUAGACAUGGCCGACAUCGCCCCUUCGCAACAUGGAUGCGCCGACUAGCGAACCUCAAGCCCCUCCAUGUAGAUUCCAGCGAUGCCGCUGCCAGUCCGAGACGUUCCAAUCUCCACAUGACCAUCAAAUCCAAGAAAGGCAAUAUUGCGAAGAACAAUCCCUACCCUCUGUCCUCCCGCCCCGAGGCUCACAGUCAUGGCCACCUAUCCUCCUCGGCUCCUCUGUCAUCGCAGAGAUCAAGACAUAGCUCCAUAUCACAGAGCAAGAACUCAGUGUCUGUCUCCCACGACAGCCAGGCUGGCAACAAGUCAAGGGCUCCUACUCUGGCCACACAGGCAGAGACGACCAGGUCGGAUGCUGCUCCUUCGGGAGUAGGGACCAGUGCCACGGCUACCAAAACAGAUGGCGGAAGAGACAGUACAUUUUCGUCACCUGCGCCUUCGGUCCGGUCUAUGGCAACCACCCUGACUACCGUUCAGUCAAUAGCACCUGGACAGAACAAUCCUACGGCUCCUAUGUUGACAAAUGCGUCCACCGCAAGCAACUCGACUCCCUCAUAUGGUGGCCCGCCUGCCACUGCUGUCCCUGCACACCUCGCACCUCACGCACACCCUACGACCUACCAAUCCGCCACCGCCAACAACAUCCUCACAGAUGACGCCUCCAUUUUAACUUUGGCAUCAUCCUCCAAGCGACGCCGGCGAAAUUCCGUCGACACCAAUGCCUCUAUGAAGGCUCUUGCUCCAGCAUCCAUGUUCGGCGGUAGUCGUGAAUCCCUUCCCCUUUCCGUCUUGUCCGGAACUGUCAUUCAUCCUACUGCGGACAAUGCUUCGUUUCGGGAGGGUGGUGGUACCGUCCACACGCGAUCCAACUUCAGCGCCGAAAGAGCCAGUCUGAUUUCAGCUUCUGGCGUCACUGCACCGGUUCUGGCAAGCGAGCGGAACAGUUAUAUCGGCAGCAAAUACGGCGAUGGCGCUAGUGUGCGCAGCGGACUCCUAGGCGCAGGACACGGGCGGAACGAUAGCAUGAGCGGCAGUAUUGGAGGUCAGCGCGAGAAGGAAAAGGAAAGAGAGCGUGAGAAGGACCGAGAAAGUGGAAUGGUCACUGCGCCUACAAGCCCGUUGGUCGAUGGGCCAGGUGCGGGAACACAAUAUACUUCGGCCCUUGGGGAUUUUGCGAAGGCCUCGGACACGGAGGGUGCCGGCCACGUUAAUGGCUGA
Molecule: messenger RNA, 1242 nt
Organism: Capronia epimyces CBS 606.96
Lineage: Eukaryota; Fungi; Ascomycota; Eurotiomycetes; Chaetothyriales; Herpotrichiellaceae
Exons: 1
Coding region: 1-1242 (413 amino acids)
Source: RefSeq, a predicted model, not a curated record